GUGUAGCCUUCCAGGCACUGGCAAGCAUACAAUGAUCUCAAAGUACAGAACGUGAGCUUUUUGUCUAUAAUAGCGCCAAAUGAACCGGGCCCGGACGCGGGUGUUGGUUGCACCCGAAUGGUCAAGUAAUAUACCUAGCACUUCAGGAGCAGUAAACACGGAGGUGUCUUUGAAAGAACGACUUUCCCACUUGGUCAGCGCUGGAGUUGCUCCUCAUGCCGAAGACCGCGCAACGAACGGGCUAGAGGUGGCGAAAGCAGCUCCUACGUGCACACGAAAUGAUUCCUUGCAGCCAGGGUCAGCCGCGGUAGCCCCUUCCCCAGUUCCUGAGCCGGCAUCAUCAACAGCUGUUCCGCCCCAAGUGCUGUAUCCACCGCCCAUCCCACCGUACAUCGCCCUGCGUUCAGCCUGGCCAGAGGCCGCGCUUUUAGACCUCGUAAAACAGCAGGCACUCUACCCUACUGAUGUCAACGUGCGGAUUGGACAGCCAUGGAUGGGCGCAGAGCCUGCUGGACCGCCCCAAUCCCGGCUGCUGCACGCUGUUUCAAACGAGUCCCAAGCAAACAUCGUGGCCACACCGGCGUCAGCCAGCUCCCAGCUCCUACGUCUGCUGGCGGAGGUAUGCAGUCGGAGCUGCAGCAGCAGCAGCAACCCCUCCUUCUCCGGUUGUGGCAGCAACACCAGCAACUCGGGCGGUGCUGUGGCAGCGGGAGGCGGGGGUGCUAUUCCACCCCCACCGCCUGACCUCGCACCCGCCUUGACUCUUGCUGCUGCUGCCGCAGCGACGGCCGCAGUGCCUGCUUGCCCUCCGGGCCACAGCGAGGUGGUGCUGCCGCCCCUGGAGGCCACACAGCUGCCCACACCAGCGGCGUUAGUUGGAUUCCAGGGCGAGUGGUUGGCGGUGCAGCCCCAAGUGCUGCGGUGCUGGGACAAGGUGUCUCUGGAGCCGUGCGGCCCGCCCAAGGCAGCGCACUUCUACCUGCUGUGCCCCGAGCAGCACGCCUCAGCAGCCAGGAUGUUUGUAAAGGACCUCUCCGCGACCUUCCUAGCCAUGCGCCUAGGCACCCACAGCGCGGGACGCACUCUGGCGCACCUGCACUCCAUCGACGGUGUCGUACCGGUGCCGCUGGAUCCAGGACCCGGCCCGCCGCCGCUGUCCUCGACAUCAACCGCUGACGGCGGCGGCAGUGAGGGUAACGCAGCCGCCGGCGGCGGCGGUGCAGCACCGCCUGCGCCGACGUGGCAUCCGCUGGGGCGGCGGCCGGACAGAGCCGUACUGAGGAGUGCCGUACUUGGGUUUCGGAGCAACCAUGCGGCGGCGUCGGUGGCGGGGGAAGCGGGCUGGGCGGCGCCGGAUGAGCCCUGCUACCGGCCGAGGCGGGGGCCCCAAGGAAGCAGCCGACAGCAGCAGCAGCAGCAGCCGCAGGUACAUGGCGUGAUGCCUUUUCAGAGCCUCUCACAGCAAGUGCCUGCGGUGGCGCUGCAGCAGCAGCAGCAGCCAGCAGGCGUGUUUGGUUCGGGGAUACCGUUCCCAAAUCGUGCCGGUGUUGCUGGGCAGCAGCAGCAGGGGCCCCACCAGCACUAUUGGCGCAACCUACGCCACGUCAGUCGCCAGCUGCAGCGGCAAAUGCUGCUGGCGGCAACGGCUGCGCCGCUGCGAAGCAGCGCGACGGCGGUUGCCCCGCCGCUAUCGCUGCCGCACCCGCCGCCGUCGUGCGGCGGCGGCGGACCCCAGCAGCACCAGCAGCAGUCGCGUCCCGAUCAGCACCACCAGCAGCAGCAACUGGGACUGGGUGCCCCUGCGUUGGUGGUGUAUGUGGUUCCGCCGUCUGACAGCCCCGAGGACGUGGCGAGGGCCCUGCUGGAGGUGGCGGCGGCACUGGCUCCCGUCACGCCAGCGGCUCGAGCGCCGCCGGCCGCUGCCGCGCUGCCGCCCCUGGUGGUGCCGCCCGGCAGCGCCGGUGUAGCAGCUGGAGGUGCCGCUUGUGGCGGCGGAAGCAGCAGGAGCGGGCAAGGGAUUGCUAGCGUGCAUGGGACGCACAGCCAGGAUGGCAGGGCGGUUGGCUGGGGAGGCGGCGCAAGCGUAAGCGGCAGCAAUGGCUGCAUGGGCGGCGUUGCCAGCGGGGUAGUAGGGUUAGGGAGAGGGAAAGACAGUAGCAGUGGCAGGCAACAGCAGGCAGGGAGCAGCAGAGCCUCCACGCCACCGGAGCCGCCCGCCCCGGCUGCCGCAGCCGCAGCUGCUCAUGGCGCCGCUACUACCGGCAGCACCGUUGCAUGCACCGCAGCUGGGGCCGCCGCAGCUGGGGCGGCCUCCGUACGGGAUGCGGACGCCGGGGACCCCGCGUUGCUGGAGCGGCUGGGUGGCGCCGCCCGACACCUCUACCGCACCACCACCACCACCAACACACCUGCCAUGACUCCCGGCGCUACCAACAGCAGCAGCAGCCACCAGGAUCCCCAGCUGGACCCCGCGUCGCUGCCCUCGACGGAGCUGGUGCUGCAGCUGGUGCUGCCCUCCACCCUGCAUGACAUCAGCGGAGCAAGCGUGAGGGCGACGGCGUGCGCGGCUUACAGCAAACUCAUAAGGCGAAGGGCAGCGUACGGCGCCGCUGUUGCUGCUGUUGGCAGUGCAGGCCCGACAAGCGGCAUCUCUGGCAUCAGUGGUGGGUUCGCUGCUGCUCCUGAUGCUGCUGCUGCUGGCCGUGGGACUUUGUCCUCCCUUUCUUCUUGUUGCAAUGGCAAUGCUGCUAGCUGCUGUGGUAGCAGCGACUGCAGGAAGCGCGGCAGCUGCAGCGUCCUCAGCAGCUGCAGCGGCUGCUGUUCGUUGUACGAACCGCUUGUCGCUUUGGCGCCGCAGCUGCAGUUACAGCAGCAGCAGCAACACCCUCUUCCGCAGCCUCCGCCAGCAGCAGCGGUGGUGGCGUUGGUGAAGAUUUCCGUACGACAAGGGCGUACAGUUCCUCCUCCUUUUUAGAACAACUGGGGCACGCCGGACGCGUCGCGUCGUCUCCGCCGCCGCUGCCGCUGCCACAGCGGCAGCAGCAGCAACGGGAAGAGGAGGACGAUGGGAAGCAGCAGCAACACCAGCAGCAGCAGCAACAGAGUGCGCAAGGGCUGCUGCCCCCUACGCUGCAUUGCUGCUAUACCUGGCAGCGGUGCACACACACCUCGCCGUUGCAGCCAUGGUCUUCAGCGGCAUUCGAAGAGGACGGUGAGGAGGAGGAGGAGGGUAGCGGGGGUCCUGAGGGUCGGGAGCAGCAGGUUCCCGCACCCUCCCUGCACCCGCACCCCUCUGCAGUAGGGGUGAGGUUAGGGCAACAGCACCCUAAAAAGCAGCUGCGGCAGCGGCAGCAGCGGUGCUGGCUGGCGAUGGCUUUCUGCGACGGAGAAGGUCGCAUGCUAGAUGCGCGGGUGUUGGCACUUUCAGCUGCGCUGCCAGACACCUCAGGCACCUCUCCAGCAGCAGCAACCGCACGGCCUCCAACGUCCUCCUCCUUACCUCCGCUACCGCAGCUCACGGCGCCUCAGCGACCCUGCAGCUGUGGCGGAGGUCGAAGUGGCGGCAGCGGUGGAUUAGCAAGCGGAGGCGGCGGUAGCGGCAGCACAGCGGCCCCAACCCCCGCUGCAUGCACCUGUGGCGGUGCUGCCUCUCCGCUAGACGAUGGGGCAGCACCGAGAGGAGGAGGGGGCCCUAUGACUGCGGCGGCGGCGGCGGCGGGGGCUUCACUGGCGGUUGCUGUUACCGCUGCGGAGGCCGCUGAUCCGCUGGCGACAGCGGUUUGCGCGGCUGUCCUCGGACAUGCGCGGCUGCUUCACCGGCAACUCUCAACCGCUGUUGCCGCUGCCGCCGAAGCGGCAAAAGCCGGUGCUGCUACAGCUAGCGCAACAGUAGGAGCUGCUGGCGGCAACGGCGUGAUAGCGGUGACGCGGUUAGGCCGGCCGGCAACCGCUGAGGCCGCCGCAUGGCAGGCCUUGUUGCUGCAGCAGCAGAAGCACAUGCAGACGACGACGACUACGAAGGAAGCGCUGCAUGGAGGCAGCUGCGCCUCCUCGAUAACUGCAACGGCCACGGUAACGGCUGCAGGGGUGGUGCCCGAAGUGACGCUUGCAUGGCUGGAUCCGCACCCCCCUGUUGCCGUACAGCCCGGAUGCCGCCUGCCGCAUGGGGGCUUUGUGCUGCGGUACGCUUCUUCAGGGCAGCAACAGCAGCAGGUGCAGCAGACGCGACAGCAGCAGGGCGGGUUGGUUGAGGGCGCGGUGGGCCCCUGCCCGGUGACGCUUGUGACCUUCCCCAUGCAGCUGCCCGCAAGCACCACCUGUGUUGCCACGGAGUCGCUCAACCGACAACUGAGAAUGCUGUCGGUGCAUCCGUUCCCGCCUGCCCCGCCCUUGCACCCAACAUCGUCAACAGCAGCAGCAGCGGCGAUGUCGCUACCUGGCACGCUGAAACGGACCCACGGGUCAUUAGAGGCGUUGGGGGAUGGGGUUGACGCUGAUGAUGUCGGCGGAGGGGUUCUAUCGGAAGCGGAAGGCCGCGCGGAGGGACACACACAUAAGAAACGACGCUGGGACGUUGGCAAUGAUUCGGCUGUUGUGUUGACCGCCGACUGCGAUGGCGGCGGCAGCAUGAACACCAACAACAACGACGACGCUAGCGAUCUCAUUGCGGGCGGCGGCAGUGGCGGCAGUAACACCAGCAACAAUCUGGGCGGCUGGUCGGGGUCAUCCGGCUGGGAUGCGGUGCGCGGGUUGUACGGGCUGUGCGUGUUACGGGACUGUCUGCUCGCUGCGCAGAGCGGUUCCCGCGGCGGCCCUGCUCCUGGCAGCUGGAGGGGGGGCGCGGUGGGUGAUGGGAGCGGAGAGACGGCGGAGGACGACGCGCUGCUGCUGCCGCUGCACGCGGCUGUGUGCCAGCGGCUGCUGCGACUUAUGACAACAUGCGAGCAGCUCGCAAGGGCUUGAGAGGGCUGCU
Molecule: messenger RNA, 4972 nt
Organism: Astrephomene gubernaculifera
Lineage: Eukaryota; Viridiplantae; Chlorophyta; Chlorophyceae; Chlamydomonadales; Astrephomenaceae
Source: the annotation of a GenBank genome assembly